UUGGCAAAGAUGAUCUUUAAAUCUAAAUAUCCAGAUAUAACAAUUCCUCAAGUCGGAAUUUAUCAAUAUGUGACUAGUAAUCCAAACAAAAUUCCAGACGAUAAGGAUAUUUACGUGGACGGGAUUACUGCAACUGAAUUAUCUUAUCAACUAAUCGAUUCAGGUGCAUCAGUUUUGAUCGUGCAUCCAGAACUUCUUGAAAUCGCUAUUGAAGCUUCAAUUGAUGCAAAAAUUCCCACCUCCAGGGUAAUGUUGUUUGGUGAUAAAGAAAUAAAAGGAUAUAAACCUUAUCGCUCUAUUUUAAUCGGUGAUCGUGAAAUUGAACCGAUUUAUUAUACUCCUGAAGAAGCAAAAUCAACGACUGCUUAUUUGUGUUACAGUUCUGGAACAACCGGAAAGCAAAAAUGUAUCGAACGUACUCAUACAAACGUAGUUGCUCAUUUGGCUCAAAUAAUUAUUGCAGGUUGUAAACUUGGACCACACAGUAUAAUUAUGGGAACCACACAAUUUUGCCACGGUUAUGCGUUGAAGGUUAUUCUUCAUGGGGCCUUAAUUCAUGGUGCUACAGCAAUCAUUCAUUCAAGCUUCAAUGUAAAAACGUUUGGUGAAUCAAUUCAAAAAUUUAAAAUUAACUAUAUUUAUGCUGCUCCGCCAACUAUACUUAAACUUGUCAAUGAUCCACUGGUUCAACAAUUUGAUUUAUCAAGUGUUGAUAUGAUUAUAAGCGCUACAGCUCCGUUAAAUGAUAAAUUGAAAAGAAAAUUUUAUGAAAUGUUUAAAAUACCAAUUUUUCAAGUUUAUGGCCUUACCGAAACGUCUAUGAUACUUCAUCCUGAUACAACGAAGAAUGCAGUUCCAAGUAUUAUAUCAUUAAAUGAUGGG
This is a messenger RNA of Racocetra persica, 882 nucleotides long. NCBI's taxonomy places the organism in Eukaryota, Fungi, Glomeromycota, Glomeromycetes, Diversisporales, Gigasporaceae. The record is from the annotation of a GenBank genome assembly.